AUGCGCCUAAAGGGGGAGCUCGGGAACUUCGAGUUCGUCGCGUCCAUCGCGAACGCAGCGCUUUUCACGGGGAUUGUAGCCGGGGAGCUGGUCUACCUCGGGUCGUGGGUGGACGACAUCCUUGUGGCGGCCCGUGGAGCGGAGCGGAUUGCGAAAGUGAAGGCGCACUUGGCGGAGAAGUUCGACGUGCGCAAUCUGGGGGAGGCGACGUACUUCCUCGAAAUGGAGCUGACGCGCGACAGGGAGGCGCGCACCCUGAAGCUAACGCAGAAGAAGCUGACGGGGGAGCUGGUCGGACGUUACGGACUGGCGGACGCGAGGGCGCGUAGCGUUCCUCUUGGAACGGGGGACAAGUUAACGAAGGAGGGGGGCGGUGAGCUGGUCGAGCAGGCUGCAGCCAACGGUGGCGGCCUCGACGUAGAGGCGGAGUACAUGAGCGCAGCGCAAGCGGUGAAGGAGGCGUUGAGUUGGACUCGGGGGAGAUCUUGA
Messenger RNA from Klebsormidium nitens, 489 nucleotides. NCBI's taxonomy places the organism in Eukaryota, Viridiplantae, Streptophyta, Klebsormidiophyceae, Klebsormidiales, Klebsormidiaceae. The record is from the annotation of a GenBank genome assembly.